AUGGCACUUAAUGAGAACUGGAAACCAUCCGUCAAAAUUGAUCAACUGUUAACUGCACUCGCAGAGUUACUCUGUUCGCCGCAGCUUGGUUGUGUCCUUCGUCCCGAAUUAGCUGAACUAUAUGUCAAAGACACUGAUGCGUACAAUAGAAAUGCAUCAGAAUUCUGUACGCACUACGCCGAAAAAAAAACUCAAUGCUAA
This is a messenger RNA of Acanthocheilonema viteae, 201 nucleotides long. Lineage: Eukaryota; Metazoa; Nematoda; Chromadorea; Rhabditida; Onchocercidae. The record is from the annotation of a GenBank genome assembly.